CUCUGAGGAAAAGAGAACCGGUAGAAGAUGGCGCUGUCCACUGCUAUUUUCUUAAGGUUUUGAAAAGGAACGCCAGGAUAGUUUUAUUUUCUUCUCAGAAUAUUUGAAAUUUGAAAACAUUUGUGGAAUUGAACGUACAAUCUAAUUAUAUGUGCCGUUCUCAUGGCCUCGGUUCCUGUCUUAGUGCAGCCAGCGACUCCUUCAACACUGCUGCAGCCGCGCUGGAAACGUGUAGUGGGGUGGUCUGGUCCAGUGCCUAGACCUCGACACGGUCAUCGUGCUGUUUCAAUUAAAGAACUUAUAGUAGUUUUUGGUGGUGGCAAUGAGGGCAUAGUGGAUGAAUUGCACGUAUAUAACACAUCAACCAACCAAUGGUUCAUCCCUGCUGUACGAGGAGACAUUCCUCCAGGCUGUGCAGCCUAUGGUUUUGUGUGUGAUGGAACUCGCCUGCUGGUCUUUGGUGGGAUGGUGGAAUAUGGGAAAUAUAGCAAUGAUCUGUAUGAAUUGCAGGCAAGCAGAUGGGAAUGGAAGAAGCUCAAAGCGAAGAUACCAAAGAAUGGGCCCCCUCCUUGUCCUCGGCUUGGACACAGCUUCUCUCUUGUUGGUAACAAGUGCUACCUCUUUGGGGGUCUGGCCAAUGAUAGUGAAGAUCCCAAGAAUAACAUUCCAAGAUACCUGAAUGACCUCUACGUCUUAGAAUUAUGUCCAGGUUCAGGUGUGGUGGCUUGGGACAUUCCUAUAACCUAUGGGGUCUUGCCUCCACCCCGAGAGUCUCAUACAGCUGUAGUUUAUACAGAAAAGGACAAGAAGAAAUCCAAGCUGGUGAUUUAUGGAGGAAUGAGUGGCUGCAGGCUAGGUGACCUUUGGACCCUAGACAUUGAGACCCUGAUGUGGAAUAAACCUAAUCUCAGUGGAGUAGCUCCUCUUCCUCGAAGUCUUCACUCAGCUACUACUAUAGGGAACAAAAUGUAUGUCUUUGGUGGUUGGGUACCUCUUGUCAUGGAUGAUGUCAAAGUAGCCACACAUGAGAAGGAGUGGAAGUGCACCAAUACCCUGGCUUGUCUUAACCUAGAUACUAUGGCAUGGGAGACCAUCUCAAUGGAUGUGUUAGAGGAUAAUAUUCCCCGAGCCCGGGCAGGUCAUUGUGCUGUUGCUAUCAAUACCCGACUCUAUAUAUGGAGUGGAAGGGAUGGCUACCGAAAAGCCUGGAAUAACCAGGUUUGCUGUAAGGACCUCUGGUAUUUAGAGACAGAAAAGCCCCCAGCUCCAUCCCGCGUACAGUUGGUUCGAGCAAACACUAAUUCUCUAGAGGUGAGCUGGCUAUCAGUGUCAACAGCUGACAGCUACCUCCUUCAAAUUCAGAAAUACGACAUUCCUCCAGCAACUGCUGCCACCUCACCAUCACCCAUUCCAGUUCCUUCAGUGCCUAUCAAUCCUCCCAAAAGUCCUGCCCCUGCUACCACAGCCCCUACCGCGCAACCCGUAACGCAAGUGGGCAUCACACUUCUUCCUCAAAGUUCUGUGACUCCCACAACCACAACCACUCUCCAGGUCUUGCCAACAGUGUCCGCCAUGACUAGAACUCAAGCAGGUAUCCCAACUGUUCUUAAAGUAACUGGCCCCCAGGCCACAGCAGGAAACCCACUAGUUACUGUCCGACCUUCCAGUCAAGCAGGAAAAGCACCUAUCACUGUCACUUCAUUGCCUACUGGUGUACAAAUGAUUGGGACAACGCCAAGCUCUCAGAGCACGGUGAUAGGCAGCAGUCCUCAAAUGAGUGGAAUGGCUGCUUUGGCAGCUGCGGCAGCUGCUACCCAGAAGAUCCCUCCAUCUGCUCCUGCAGUAUUGAGUGUUCCUGCAGGCACCACUAUUGUUAAAACUGUAGCAGUAUCACCAGGAACUACCACUUUACCUGCUACAGUGAAGGUGGCUUCCUCACCAGUCAUGGUGAGCAAUCCAGCCACUCGAAUGCUCAAGACAGCAGCUGCCCAAGUGGGGACGACUGUCUCAUCAGCUAGCAGUACUCCUACCCGUCCUAUCAUCACUAUUCACAAAUCAGGCACAGUGACUGUGGCCCAGCAAGCCCAGGUGGUGACCACUGUUGUGGGUGGAGUCACCAAGACCAUCACACUAGUGAAGAGUCCAAUUACUGUUCCAAGUGUCAGUGCUCUGAUUUCUAAUCUUGGCAAAGUUAUGUCAGUUGUACAGACCAAACCAGUACAGACUUCAGCAGUAACAGGCCAGGCUUCUACUAGUCCUGUGACACAGAUCAUCCAGACCAAAGGACCCUUGCCAGCAGGAACCAUACUGAAGCUAGUAACUUCAGCAGAUGGCAAACCCACUACCAUCAUCACAACCACCCAGGCCAGUGGGACAGGAACCAAACCAACUAUCCUAGGCAUUAGCAGUGUUUCCCCUAGUACCACAAAACCUGGCACCACAACCAUCAUCAAAACUAUUCCCAUGUCAGCCAUUAUUACCCAGCCUGGAGCAACAGGUGUAACGAGCAGCCCUGGAAUCAAGUCUCCCAUCACUAUUAUCACCACAAAAGUCAUGACCUCUGGCACUGGAACACCUGGCAAAAUCAUUACCGCUGUCCCUAAAAUUACUACUGGUCAUGGACAGCAAGGAGUGACUCAGGUUGUGCUCAAGGGAGCCCCAGGACAGCCAGGUACCAUACUCCGCACAGUGCCCAUGAGUGGAGUACGACUUGUUACUCCUGUCACAGUGUCAGCAGUUAAGCCAACAGUCACCACAUUGGUAGUCAAGGGCACCACUGGAGUUACAACAUUAGGGACUGUAACAGGCACUGUGUCUACCAGCCUUGCUGGAACCAGUGGACAUAAUGUUAGUGCUUCCCUGGCUACUCCUAUUACUACUUUGGGCACCAUCGCUACACUUUCAAGUCAAGUGAUUAAUCCUACAGCCAUUACUGUUUCAUCAGCACAGACUACAAUAACAGCAGCUGGGGCUCUUACCACUCCCACCAUUACCAUGCAGCCCAUCUCUCAGCCCACUCAGGUGACACUGAUUACAACACCAAGUGGUGUGGAAGCCCAGCCAGUGCAUGAUCUCCCAGUCUCCAUCUUGGCCUCACCUACUGCAGAGCAACCAACUACCACAGUUACAAUUGCUGACUCAGGCCAGGGUGACAUGCAGCCUGGUACUGUGACUUUGGUGUGUUCUAACCCACCAUGUGAAAUGCAUGAGACAGGUACCACCAACACAGCUACCACAAGUGUGGUAGCCAACCUUGGGAGCUUUUCACAGACCACACGUGUCCAAUUCAUCUGUGACAGUCAGGACAUUUCAACAGUUGGACAACAGAAUGGUAGUAUGAUGCAGGUCUGCUCCGACCAACCUUGUGAGACCUCUGAGGCAGGCAUUACCAACACUUCCACAGUGAUCAGUGCCAAUAUAACAAACCCUUUAAGUACGGGCAUAGGACAAAUUUUGUGCUUAAGUUCUCCGUAUGAGACCCAUGAAACAGAUAACACCAAUACAGCGAUGUCUAGUAUUAGUGAACAAAAUGUCUGCUCCAAUCCCCCAUGUGAGACUCAUGAAACAGGAACCACUAGUACAGCCACUAUAGCCACAUCUAGUAUGGAUGCCAGGCAUCCAACACCUAGUAGCCCUCAGCAUGAAAAAGACAUCUACAUAGGUCAACCUAGCAUGAGUGGAGAACUCAAAGGAUCUUGGUCUAUCACAAAGGCUUCUUGCCAAGCCAAUCAGAGUAAUUCAUCCAACAUUGCCCUGACUAUGAAAUCCACAGCAACCACCAUUCAGGAUUGCCAAAAGUUCUCUUUCAAAGAGGUCAGUACUGAUAUUGAUACUAAGGAACUAACUACACAAAGUAUUAAAGCUGAGCAAACAAGCCCAUCUUUGAUAGAGAGUAUAAUAGGUUUGAAGCCAGAAAAGUCAACCAGUUGGCAUUCUGAGUCAUAUCACAUUCACAAAACCAAUGUUCCUACCAUUGGACAGUUGAAAAUAGAUGCCCCAGAACCCACUGAAAUACAGAUAACCACUAAGCAAGAGUGCCCAGUACAUAAAGAUGAUUUGAACAACACUACUGUAACUAUGAAAGCCACAGAAAUACAGUGUCCUGUGGCUGCUAUACCUCUCCUGUGUUCUGAUCCUUUUUGUGAGACUUCUGAGACUGACACUGCUUCAACAUUGGACAAUAUUCAACAAGUAUACUACCAGCCAUCAGGUGAAAUCCAUAAAACAAGCAAAAAUACAGCCACUGUUGCAACCUCCUCUGUGGUUAUUAGUCAUCCUAAUAAUGUUCAGGAAGCAAUUCUUAGCACCACAGAGGCGAUCAUUGAGAGCCAAGAUCCUCCCUGUGGUUCCACUUCUCUCAACCAAACCUUGGAGCAAGUUUCAGAUUUGGUGGUACUGCCACUAACAGCCACAACUAUUCCCAGGAGCACACACCCCUCAGGAAUCCCAUCACCUGGACAGAAAUUCUGUUCUAAUCCCCCAUGUGAAACCCAUGAGACAGGAACCACACAUACAGCCACUACUGUCACUUCAAACAUGGGUUCCAAUGAAGCUCCUCCACCUGCUGCAAAUGGACAAGAACAAUUAGGAAUCACACAAGAAACUUCUGUGAUUACUACCAGCUCCAGUAGUGUGACAACAGCCUUCCCUACCCAGUCUCGGGCAAUGACCACUGUGACUCAGUCUACAUUGGUCCCCAGCCCUGCGGUUCCAAAUAUCUCAUUAAUGAUGGAAACACCUCCAGAGGAGAAGACUAACAAAAUUCCUGACCCAGAUGCAAUUUCAGGAACUGUGCCUAGCACAGAGGCCUCUCUUUCUGCUAUACAUGCCUUAGACACAGAUGAAGCAAAAACUACUAAGCAAGAGCAAAACUCCAAAUCACUACUAUUACCACAGCUUCUCCAUUCCACUGAGAGCUCAGUGUCACCCUUGGAGGAACAGCCCCAGCCUUCUGAGAGCCAGAUUGCUGUGAAUACAAUUAACACAAAAAAAUCUCUGCCAUAUCAGGACUCUAACAAUUCAACUGAUUUGACUGAAGUGGAUCAGUUUUCUCUGCCUCAUCAAUUAAUGGCUGAGGGACAAGUGGGCACCUCAACACUAAUGGUUUCAGGACUCUCCCCAGAAGAGCUUGCAGUCACUGCAGCAGCAGAGGCUGCAGCCCAUGCAGCAGCCACUGAAGAAGCCCAGACUUUGGCCAUACAAGCUGUGCUACAGGCUGCCCAACAAGCUGUGAUGGGUACUUCAAGGGAACAUAUGGACACAUUGGACCCAGGAAUGGCACAGGCAGAACAAGGUCACCUACCAACUGAAGCCCAAGAGGGUCAGUCUUCUGCCAUUCCCAUUGUGUUGACCCAGCAAGAGCUUGCUGUCUUGGUUCAACAGCAACAUCAGUUACAGGAGACCCAGACCCAAACACAACAGCAGCCUAUCUCUUCAGAGGCCCUGGCUCCUGCAGAUAGUCUCAAUGAUCCAGCCACUGAGAAUAGUAGCCUUAGCGAUACAGCCAGUGUUAUUACCAGCACAGUAACUCUUAUGCCUUCUGCAGGUACAGGAAGUCUGCCAGCAUCCAAUACAUUUGUGACCCUUUCACCUACAGUUGUAGCCAGCCCAGCCAAAUUGCAGGCUGCAACUACCUUGACUGAAGUAGCCAAUGGUAUUGAGUCAGUUUCGAAAACUGACUUACCAUCAUCCCCAUCUAUCAAAGUACCAGUGAAAAAGGAAAACCAGUGGUUUGAUGUAGGUGUCAUCAAAGGCACCAGCAUGAUAGUGACUCAUUAUUUCUUGCCACGUGAUGAUGCUUCAUUAAUGGAUUAUGAUUCCAGUAAUGUCUCUGACUAUAGCCAGUUUAAAAAACAGGAACUGCAACCAGGAACAGCCUAUAAGUUUCGAGUAGCAGGGGUCAAUGCCUGUGGCCAGGGACCCUUCAGUGAGAUUUCAGCCUUUAAGACAUGUCUUCCUGGUUUUCCUGGGGCCCCCUGUGCCAUUAAAAUCAGCAAAAACCCAGAUGGUGCCCAUCUUACCUGGGAACCACCUUCAGUGACUUCAGGCAAAAUUAUUGAAUAUUCUGUAUACCUUGCCAUACAAAGUUCUCAGUUAAAUGAACCAAAGAAUUUAGUCCCAGCUCAGCUAGCUUUCAUGCGUGUCUACUGUGGGCCAAAUCCUUCCUGUUUAGUGCAAUCUUCUAGUCUUUCUAGUGCUCACAUUGACUAUACCACUAAGCCUGCUAUCAUCUUCCGAAUUGCUGCCCGAAAUGAGAAGGGCUAUGGUCCUGCCACACAAGUCAGAUGGCUACAAGAAUCUGGUAAAGAUGGCUCUAAUAUGAAGCGUGCCAACAAGCGACUCUUAUCAUCUCCUGAAAUGAAAUCACCGCCAAAGAAAUCCAAGGCUGAUGGUCAAUAAAGGAAGGCUGAUUACCUAGUCCCUUAUUAUGCAGGAAGAUCCACUCUAACCUUGAUCCUCAACAAUACUUCAGAGGCACCACUUGCCACCCCUCAACUAUGUAUUGUGUGAGCUGCUGGUCAUUUUUAUCUUGUCAUUUUUGUUGGGGGCUGUUGGGGCAAGUCACAGAACACAAGUUAUUUUGAAGAAAGAACAUGUUAUCGUUGAGGUUAAGAUUCAGAAAAUGGAUAAAUAUAAUUUAACACUGCUAUAUUAUAGCUUUCCUAAUUUCUAUGAUUUUUCAAAUUAUUUUAGCUGCUAAAUCAGAUUAUUUUAAGUCUGGAAAGGAUUAGACUUUGAGGAUAAAGGUGAUGUGGUGAUGGGGAAAGGUCAUUUAGUUAUUACUCCAGUUAAUUCUUCUGGCCUGUGUUAAGUUCAACUGUUUCAUGGGAAGAUAAUUCUUCUUGCUCUUCAUUCAAAGAGAGGAUAUAUAAACACUUCCUUUUUAAAAAGACAAAGAAUUACUUGUUCUUGCUGACAGCAAAAUGGAGUUAUGUUCAUCCCUAUUUUAUUUAUUCCUAAGAAAAAUGUUUCAUCCUUUAAUAUAUAUAACAAGUAUCAAAAGUGAAUUUUCUUAUCAUUAUUCACUGUUGAGUCAGGUCCCACUUUUUUUUAUCCUUGUAUAUUUGUUUAGAUUUUUUACAUUUAUUUAACUUUAUCCCCUACUCAUUAGCAAGUCUGCAGAAAGUUUAAGAUUAUCUCUGUCUUUCCCCAAAAUCAUAUAUCUCCAUUGCUAUAUGAAUAUUACUUUCUGUGCUGAUAUCACAGCUUGAGGGUGUUUUGGGUCAUGGGCAGAUUUUCAUCAAUAAAGGUGGAAGGCCCACUAGUUAAAACCCUUUAUGAGGUCAUAGGAAGAGCUGUUCUAAUAGUAAAAAGUUGAAGUAGAUAGAAGGAUGUUACAUUUUUAUUACACUCUUUAUGUGAGGUAUUUAUUUAUUUAUUUUUUUUUAAAAAUUUUUUUUUCUAACUAUCGAGGAUGAGUUUAUAUGUGUUAUUUUAGUAGGAGCAUUGAAGGAGGAAAGCCGGUGGGUACUUGGGAACUAGAAUGAGAAAAGUAGCUUCUAUUGUAUCCACUUUGAGAACUGCCUGCAAAAGAUUCACUGACAUCAUCAAGAAAGUGUUUUGGGAGGGCAGCAGGGUGGGCUACUGAUAUAUUAUUGGAUUGGGGGGGGGGGUGUUUUUUUAAUUUUGCUCUCUUGCUUUAUCUUUUCUGAGUUAAGCACCACAAAAGAAUUUAAAGCAUAAACUCCUUUUGUAUUAUUACAAAAUGAGAGACGAAAUGCGUUUAGGUAGUUAUUCCUUUCCAUGUGGCCCCAAUCCAUAAUGAUCAGGUAUAGAUAUAUGAAAUAAUAUAUGGAGAAGAAAACAACAGAAGAAAGCUAAAUCUUGAGGAAACAUUACAUGAACAAAUUAAAGGGGGAAACUUUGCCAACUCUUAUCUAGGAUGAGUUUGUGUGUGUUUUUUUAGUAGGAUCUAGAUAGAGUUGGUGUUGAGUUGAAAAAUAUUGAAUUUAAUGAGUAUCUCAAUCAGCUUAAGGGGAAAACAGCGCAGGUUGUAAUAAGGAAUGCAUCUUAAAAUAGAAAAUUCAACAAAUUCAUAUUGUUUCUUUCUCAUCUUAAGUCACUGAGUAGGACUAAAUAAUAUAAAAAAGGUGAGGUUGUGAGAAAAACGUCUUUUAUAUCUCCUUGUUAAAAUUGUUAAUAAUGUACAGAUUCCAUUCCCCAAAUAUAAUGUUUGGAAGCUUAACAUAGAAUUUUGUCUUUAUUUCUAUUAAAUUGGAAAGGAAUGGUUGUUCCUUUCCUGCGCGCUUUUACAGUACUCAGCCCCACCAUCAUUCUUCCUUCACAAGCCCCACUGAGAUUUAGAGUCUUUUGUAUAAUAGUUAUUUCAAUGUGAAAUAUUUUACUGUUUAGUCUUGUGUUUCUAUUAGCCCGAUACACAUUUUUCUUUUGGUUUUCCCUUUCUUGCUCCCCGUCCUUACCCUUUUUAACUUCCUUUUUUUAGACAAAAAGCAUACUUUACAAUGUAGAAGAAAGAUCCUUUACUAAAUCAAUAUUAGCAUUGUAUGUUGGUUUUGUGCUAUUUUGAACAAUUAAAGAUUUUGUUUUGAAAUAACUUUUAGUGUCUUUUACUCUUCCUUUCCCAACUUCUAGUUUAGAAUAAUUAUAAUCACCCUCAAAAAGACCUUUAUAGGGAAACUUAUUUUUCUUUGCACUAUCCAAACAUAAUACCUUCGAACUAUCUCCUAGACAUUGACUAUAGUAUGCUUUUGGGAAAUCUGAAGGUGUGUUUUGACUCAAAUUAUAUAUGUGAUUUAAAGAAGUAAUAAAUAUUCCAGCUUCAUAUUUGCCUCA
Molecule: messenger RNA, 8793 nt
Organism: Monodelphis domestica (gray short-tailed opossum)
Lineage: Eukaryota; Metazoa; Chordata; Mammalia; Didelphimorphia; Didelphidae
Gene: HCFC1Y
Product: host cell factor C1 (VP16-accessory protein), Y-linked
Biological process (GO): chromatin remodeling; regulation of DNA-templated transcription
Cellular component (GO): histone methyltransferase complex
Molecular function (GO): transcription coactivator activity; protein binding
Source: RefSeq, a predicted model, not a curated record